ACGCCACGGCCAAAGAACCUUCGCUGAUCAUUCGACCUACACAGCCGAAACAGGUUAAACCGAUCGGCUCGUCUUUGAUAUUGAACUGCCAACCUGACGUCGACCAACCAGAAUUCAUCACCAAUCUCAAAUGGCUUGAUCCGCAAAACAGGACGAUCGAUCAAACCUCGACCGCCGGAGCGCACGUGACCACUACGUUUACUUCCAGCAACAAUUUGGGGCUGGUGAUAACUGGUCUCACCGAAUCGGACGUGGGCACGUACACGUGCACUGCCACAUACUCGAAUUCUGAAUACCUGGUCCGCAGUGUGAUCAUCGACAGUUUCUACGACAUCACGUGGGUGGACGCUCCCACCGAACAAUAUCCGAUCGCCGGAACUAGUUACAAAGUGCGUUGUAAAGUCAAGGCCAAUCCCGCGCCACUCGUCGACUGGUACAAGGAAGACACCAGGAUUCAAGACGGCAACGGAUUCGUCAAGGACAUUGACGGUUUGCUCAUCCAAAACGUCACCGCCGAAGACGACGGCCUGUACAAAUGCCGUGCCAUCGUGUUGGACACGGGUAACAUCCAAGACCGGGAUAUCAGAGUCGAGGUUCACAUCCCGCCGACGUUUGCUUCCGACCAAGUGUCCCAGCUGGAAGUGGUCGAGGGUGAGAUGGCCAGCGUGCGGUGCGCGGCCAACGGUAAACCUGAACCCAAAGUGACGUGGAUACACAUGCCGGACCAGCGAGACUUGAGCGAGGGCACCGAGAGGUACUCCGUGAACAAGCUGACUGGCGUGUUGAGCCUGAACCGUAUCAGCCGCACCGACAACGGUCAGUUCAAGUGCGUGGCCAGCAACGCGGCCGGUCAGAUCGAGCGGUUGGUCAACGUGGUCGUGCUCAUCAAGCCCGAGAUUCUGGACGUAACCAACGUGUCCGUGCCCAUCAACACUGAGGCCAGAGUCAAGUGCACUGCAAACGGUAACCCUCUGCCGUCCAUCAUGUUCAGGAGAGUGGGCACGAACGUCGUCAUAAAAUCGGGAAUCGAAGAUUAUCGCAUUAGCGUGGAGCACGACACCAUGGGGGACUUGGCAACGGCCACUCUAGUGAUUAAACACCUGAACCGAUCCGACGAUGGACUGUACACUUGCAUCGCGUCGAACAAGGGAGGCGAAGGGACGAAAAACGGGCAUCUUACCGUCGAGUUCCCGCCAGUGUACGCCAGCAACAUGGUUAAGGAGGUGUGGACUUGGAACCGGAUGCCUGUGAACCUGUCUUGCAUUUCCGAGUCGCUGCCGAACGCUUCCAUCACGUGGCUGCUCAACAACCGCAUGGUAGAGGACGACAUUAACGUGCAAAAGUUCGGCAAGGGUCCUUACAGCAACUUGCUGGUGACACCGAUUGAUCAGCGCUACUACGGAGUGUACUCGUGCCUGACCAAGAACAUUCACGGCGAGAACAACGCACAAAUCACGCUCAGGGAGGCGCACCGUCCUUCCAAGGUGUCUCAGGCCAAGUUCGACGUUGUCACUGCUACAACGAUUUCGUUCGGUUUCGUGGGUCCGACAGACACGGGAGGUAUCAAAGUCAAAGCCUACGCCGUCCAGUACAAGGAGGUUAAGCAGUCGUGGGAUGAAGGUCGCAACAAAUCUUGGCCAGUUGACACGCCAUACAUACUGGAAAACCUGGAAGCGCACAGGACCUAUACAUUCAGGUUUGCCGCCAUCAACGACGUGGGUACCAGCGACUGGAGUCCUUCGGAACAGCGCACCAUGCCUAAAAGGAGCGCUCCUGAGGAACCAAAAAUAUUGGUCAACAAGGACGUGUACACCGAUGAUUACAUCAACUCGCCUUACGGCAACAGCUACGAAGUCAACUGGAAGAUACCAGCCGACAACGGGGAGCCCAUAAACUUGUACAACGUUCGCUAUUGCGUGGCCGACAAGGUUAACACGAUGUGGGUAACCAGAACAGAAUCGUGCAGGAGCGAAGACCUCAGGUCCUCGGACAAGACUUCGUUUUUGAUGGAAAAUCUAAACGCCGACACGUUUUAUAGAGUGGAAGUCAGAGCCCACAACGAAAUUGGAUUUAGCGUACAAUCGGAACUCGUCUUCAAGACUGCGACUGGAGUGGACAUACCUCCCGUCCAACCGGCGUACAAUAAUCGGCUCAGCUCGGCGGUCAUAAUCAGCAUCGUCUUGGCCGUCCUGUUCACCGUGUUGGUGGUCAUCGACGUGUCGUGUUACUUCGCCAACAACACUGGUAUCUUGUACAUACUUUUCGGCAUGUGUUGUCGGAAGAAGAAGAGAGACGAGGACGCAAAGCUCGGAAGUUUGUAUGGUUGGCGUUUUCCGUUGCCGUAUUGCAACAACAGCACGGGCGAAUCGUCCAGUAACGGAAACGGUUCUUCUUACACUUCCGACGUAGAGAAAGUCCCCUUGCCAGAUAUGAACUUUGUGUUCGAGGGCAAAGAACUGUUGACCAACGGCAACACUUACCAGAGCACCAAUUUGCGCAUCGAACCCACCGAAAUGCUGAAAAAGGACACCGAAGUGGAGUACGACGUCAAACGGUCCGUGUCGCAGACCCGUUUCGUCGGCAAGGAUUCGGCCGUCUAAAACCGGACGCGCACGAACCUAACCGAUCGACGACGAAGAUGACACGAUUCUACACGCCGGCGACGUAUUCUGCGUGAAAUACGCACAUUACGACGGCGGCGGUGUGCGCGGAGCGACGAUUUCACGACUGAAAAAUAUAUUUUAAAAAAACGAAAUUCAUAAUUGAUUACAUUUUAAUAAUAAUAACAAUAAUAAUUUGAUGAACGCUAUAAUAAUAUAAUAAUAUUAUCAUGACGGUUGGGGUGUAUAAUAAAUAAUAAUUAUUGUACGCGAAACGAUUCCGAGUUUGACCGACUGAGUUUCGCGCCGCUCUGGCAUUUAUUUUAUGUAAUUAUUAUUAUUAUUAUUACCGUAGCGUUUUAUACUACCUAGCAACUAUAUAUAAGUAUUAUUAUACUGCUACUAUAUAAUAUUUUUAUUAUCAUUAUUGCAUUAUAUUAUAUACCUACAUUAUACUUUUAUUAUUAUUACUAUACAAUGUUUACUAUUACUAUAUAAUAUUAUAAUAUUAUUACCCACUACUGAUAACAUAAUAACCGCUAGGUAGUACUACCCAGUGUAGCGCAUUCGUGUCGUGUAUCCCUCCAUCCUUCCACCACGUUUUGUAGAUAAUAUUUUCAAUGUUUUAUUUUUAAGUGUUUAGCGUUAAGGCUUUUUAAUUUUUAUCAUUUCAUUUUUUAUACAUUCUACACGUUGUACAAUAACUAUUGUGCGCCGUAUAUAAUGUAACGAUAUUUCGAACGAAUUUUCAUCGAUCAAUAAUCUUGCUCGUUGACUCGGGUCGAGAACUGUCUCAAAAUAAUAGACCAUUUUAGUUUCGUAUGAUUCGAUAUAAUAAAAAUAGGACAAAUUUUUGACAGCCCAAAAAUAAUUUUUUUAAUACGCAUUCGCAGCUACAAGUGCGUGAUUUUAAACAGUUUUUUAAUUAAUAGAACUCCGUCAAAUCUGACAACUAUAAUAUGUAAGUGCGCCCAAAAAACGGUGUGGUUCAUAUUGGGUGGUACACUUUAAUUUGAAUUCGUUCGUUUUCCUCGGUCGAAUCUCGGUUUAGAAAUGAAAAAAACCAUUAUUAUAUUAUAUGCGUCUUUUUAAUUUUUGCUUUUAUACAACCGACGCAAUCGUUUAUCGGUUGUUCGAUGCUGCUUUGUACUUAAUAAAAUAAUAUAUAUAUAUAUGUGUCGUGUAAUAAGAAUUAAAUUACAUUAUUAUGUCUUAAGACUAUUUUCAUAUUACUGUGUUAUAUAACGAACGUUUGAUUUGAUGAUUUUUUAUUUUUAUUAUUAUAACUAUUCCUUAAAUUUGUUCCUACGUGCAUAAUUUUUUACUUAUUGUUUUUUUUUUUUAAAUUUAAAUCGUGUGAAUAUCAUAUUUUUGUGAAAUUUGUGUGAUUCGGUUUUAAGUCGAUUGGUGGUGUGCACCACGGUAUCGGCUGAACUAUAUUAAGUUCUCUCUCUCUCUUAUAUUAUCGUCAUUUAAAAUAAUUAAAACAUACAUACGGAUAUAUGUAUCACUUGUGUUGUAAAGACCAAUCGCG
Myzus persicae (green peach aphid) is the source of this 4134-nucleotide messenger RNA. RefSeq names its product fasciclin-2 (gene Fas2). The transcript has 14 exons. Lineage: Eukaryota; Metazoa; Arthropoda; Insecta; Hemiptera; Aphididae. Gene Ontology annotation, molecular function: protein binding. Gene Ontology annotation, cellular component: plasma membrane. The annotation marks the transcript as partial. Gene Ontology annotation, biological process: homophilic cell-cell adhesion. The record is from RefSeq and is a predicted model, not a curated record.